AUGCCGUGGCAGCGCCCGCUGGGGAAGAAAAGAUUUGAUGCGGACAUUUCUGCAGGCCAGCUGCGGAUGGCAGACGUUGAGUUGCCAGAAAGUUUGAAGUGCGAUGGCAACUUCAAGCUUGAGAUCAAGCGGUUGAGCAAGGAGUGGAGACUGAAACGUGACAGCUUCCGCACGAGCGUGCCCAUUGUAGAGCCGGAGGAGCAGCUGGUUUCCGCUGCUGCUGCUGGUGACCUCCAGCGAUGCCGUGAAUUGCUGCAACGGAAAGCUGCUGCACCAGAUGCAGCUUAUGUUUCUUGGAUUCACAACAUAUCAGCACUAGUGCUGCCUCCUCCAAACAAUUCAGCUAGAGAGAGAGAGCCAUAG
This is a messenger RNA of Cladocopium goreaui, 363 nucleotides long. The record is from the annotation of a GenBank genome assembly. Lineage: Eukaryota; Dinophyceae; Suessiales; Symbiodiniaceae.